This is a messenger RNA of Glycine soja, 923 nucleotides long. RefSeq names its product MAPK kinase substrate protein At1g80180-like. Lineage: Eukaryota; Viridiplantae; Streptophyta; Magnoliopsida; Fabales; Fabaceae. The record is from RefSeq and is a predicted model, not a curated record. Bases 134 to 463 code for a protein of 109 amino acids. The transcript has a single exon.
CACAGCAAAAGUCACUCUCGUAAAUACAACACAACAAACAUACAUAGAGAAAUUCACUCAUAUAAAAAUCAUCACUUCAAAUAAAGCUAGACCUAGAAAGAUCCAGAGGUAGCUACGGAGAGAAACAAAGCUCAUGGCUGGUUUGCAAAGAUCUGAGGUGUCUUUCAGGAGACAGGGUUCAUCAGGGCUUGUUUGGGACGACAAGUUAUUAUCAGGGGAAUUGAACAAGAACGAAGACCCAAAGGGUGCUCAUGGUGGUGACCUUAACCUUAACCUUAACGUUAGAACAACACCACCCAUCCAGAGAAGUCGCUCCAACGGCGGCUACCGCACCGGAAAAGUCUCGCCGGCGAUCGAGCCUCCCUCUCCCAAGCUCUCUGCUUGCGGCUUCUGCAGCGCCUUCGGAAAAACAGGGGAAAAGGGUCGUCGCGCAAAGCCCCGUGCAAAGCAUCGAUCAAGGUAGGUUUUUUCUGGUCGCCGGAGAUGCUCUUCAACUUGUCAUGUUUCUACCCAGUUUUAUAGAAGAGUGUAGGGUUUGAGUUUGAGUUCAUAUAAGGAAAAACAGAAUUGUCAAUUGUAGCUCUCCGUUUCUCUUCUGAGUCUCUGUUUACGAGUUUUAGUUUGUUUUUCGUUUUUCUUUUGUUUCUGUGGAAGAAGAUAUUAUGAUGGUUUGUGGUGGGUGGGUGAGUUUGGUUGUAAUUAUGUGUGUGUAUAUAUUUGUUGGGUCAACCAGGAAUUUUGGUCUCUGUACAAAGUAAAAUCUCCAACAAGAUCUAUCUUUCACAGAUUUGGGAUUGGUGCAAUAUGGGCACGUGAUUUAGUAAUCAAAUCCAUAUAUAUUGUCAUUCACCAAAAAUAAAACUCCAUACAUAUAUUGUAUGAGAUCAUAUAUAUCUGAUAAAUAUGAGGAACUUAAAUUUCUA